CGGCUCUCGGAAACGAAUCUCUAAUCGAAUCUCUAAUUUGAUAGGCAUGAUCUAAAAUCGAACACCAUUUCCCUGAUUUCCCCAAAUCUUCGAUUUCAUACUAAUGUCAGACCUAAUAGCCUUCCAUAUUCAAGAGGAAAUCAUCAAACGACUUCCUGUCAAACAAUUGAUUCAGCUCAGAUCAGUCUCAAAAGCAUGGAAGUCGAUGAUCGACAGCUCCGACUUCAUUGCUGCUCACAGUAGCCACCACACUCAUCUGCAAUAUCUACUCGUAAAGUAUCAAGAUCCGGUAGAUACUGAAGAAAAACACGUUUCUUUUGUCGACGAUGACACUUUCCCCAAACAAAGGUUUGUUCUAACUCUUCCCUCGUCAGUUCAAAUACUUAAUCUCCCAAGACUCAUUGGGAUCUCUCACGGCUUGUUGUGCUUGUACGAUAAUUAUCCCAAAUUGAGAACUGCGAUGGCUGUUCUAUGGAACCCUUCAAUUAGAAAAUCGAUUGCUGUUGCUGUGCCUAAUGAGAUGCAUGUGGGACAUGAAACAGUUAUUGGUUUUGGGGUUUGUCCUGUAACUAUUGAUCCUAUGAUCAUCAAGAUUACACAAUUCAAUUGGUGGUAUGCAGAGAAAAGUGAAAUCAACAACCCUUGGAAAGUUAAGAUUUAUACAAUGAGUUCUGGGAAAUGGAGAAUUCUAUCUAGCAAUCUGUUGAGUAAGUCAUUUCGAGUUACAUUUCCUCACGUAGUUAUUGAUAGGUUUAUCUAUUGGUGUGCUUUGCACAAGGUGGCCAUUGAUGGUAGAUUAAGGAGUUGUAAUGUGAUUGUGUCAUUUGAUAUGAGUAAUGAGAGUUUUGGAGUUGUAGACCUUCCAGAUAGUUUAGUAGCACACCACACUAACACACAGUUGUGUAUUUCUAAAGUAAGGGAGUCUCUUGUAAUGCUUAAAUAUAAAAACCGAGUUUGUGAUGUAUGGAUGAUGGAAGAUGGUGUUGGAAAAUCUUUUACAAAGCGAUACACCAUUAAGGCACCAAAUGGGCCAAAAAAGACAUUGGGAUUUAGAAAAAAUGGAAACCUUGUAAUGGAAGUGAAAGAUUAUCUUAUUGGACCUGGUAAACUUGUUGUCUAUGAUCCGAAUUCUAAACACUUUGAUGAUCUUGGGAUUUGUGGAAAUGGUGAUUCGUUUUUUGUGAAUUCAUAUAUGGAAACACUACUUUUGUGUGAUCGGUUGGAUUGUAGUAGUAAUUGACAUAAAUCAAGGAUGAAGAUAACAGCAGCAUUGAAGCAUUUAUAUGGCAACUAUUUUGUUACUCUUUUGUAAUGCUAUCAUAUGAUAAAAUUAUAAAGUUAUGAGGCACAUGGAUGUUUUUUCUUGGGUGUAUACCUGAAAUUUUUGGUUUUUGUUGUGUUACACUGUGAUGCUUCCAUAUAAGUGUUAGUAUAAUCACAUAAAUACAAAGAGUAGGAAUGGACAAAACGAGUAAUGUUACUCACAUUGUUAUC
Molecule: messenger RNA, 1494 nt
Organism: Lactuca sativa (garden lettuce)
Lineage: Eukaryota; Viridiplantae; Streptophyta; Magnoliopsida; Asterales; Asteraceae
Product: F-box protein CPR1
Molecular function (GO): protein binding
Source: RefSeq, a predicted model, not a curated record